Messenger RNA from Solea solea (common sole), 1726 nucleotides. RefSeq names its product integrator complex subunit 12 (gene ints12). The record is from RefSeq and is a predicted model, not a curated record. Gene Ontology annotation, biological process: snRNA 3'-end processing. NCBI's taxonomy places the organism in Eukaryota, Metazoa, Chordata, Actinopteri, Pleuronectiformes, Soleidae. The transcript has 7 exons. The coding region runs from base 144 to 1493 and encodes 449 amino acids. Gene Ontology annotation, cellular component: integrator complex.
GAACAUAUCGCUGUUGCACAGGUCCUUAAACGAAGGUCCGUUGUGGCUGCCUGUUUUUCUUUUGUCAGGAAGUGCUGCUCAAAAAAAACAAAUUAUCGCAUCAAAGGACGUUUCUUUCCGCCAACAGAGUGGAAGUUGAAACUAUGGCUGGACCUGUCACUUUGGAUUUGGAUCCCAUCUUCCUUAAGGGAUUGAGUUACCUGCACUCCAAGAGUAAAGACUCGGUUGAUAAACUCAAAGCUUUACUAGAUGAGUCCCUCUCAAGAGGAAGUGACUCAUCUUACCGCUCAUCACAAAAAGAUAUAGAGGUUUCCAAGGGGUCUGUGUCAAAACUGAGCUUAAGUAAACAGGACUCAAAGUCCUCAAAUUCUUCUUCCUCCAGCAGCAGCAGCAGCAGUAUCAAACCAGAGAAAAGCAAAAAAGAGGCAGAGAAGAGACCGUCUGAGAAGGUUAGAAUUGACUUGGUUGACGUGGACCCACCGAAAAAGCCUCGUUUGGAGAAACAGGAGAAUCGCUCUUCUCCAAUAACCGUUCAGACGAGUAAAGACCUCCUGUCAAACGUUAACGACAACGAUGAGACCAAUGCUGAUGACUUUGCCAUGGAAAUGGGCUUGGCUUGUGUUGUUUGCAGACAAAUGACGGUCACUAUGGGAAACCAGUUGGUGGAGUGCCAAGAGUGUCACAAUCUGUACCACCAGGACUGUCACAAGCCCCAGGUGACAGACAAAGAAGUGAAUGACCCAAGACUUGUGUGGUAUUGCGCUCGCUGCACCAGGCAAAUGAAACGUAUGGCCCAGAAACCUCCACAGAAGCCGUCCCCUGGAUCUGCGUCAUCAGCGCCUGUUGUAAAAGACACACUUGUCAAAAAGACAGAGAUGAAAUCCAAACCAGACACAGCCAGCACCUUCCAAGCCUUCAAAAGAACCGAACUGAAGGCGUCCGCAACGUCAGCCAAUCCCACCACUAACAGCUCCUCCUCCAGCAGUGGUCUCACAGGCUGGGCUGCAUUUGGUGCCAAGACCAGCUCUGCUCUUCCUCCAAGCUCCAAACUGGGCUCCUCUGGACCAAGUGGAAGCAGUAAGACCUUAGCAGCUCCCUCUAGCCAGAAACCUGUUGGGCUCUCUGGACUAGCUGGAGCAAAGUCAGGACCUGGGAGUGCUAAGGUACCUGCUGGGGGCAAUGGAAGCAGCUCCAGCCAGGUGUCUCAGAAACCUCCUCCUCUGACCUUGGGUAAGCAGCCACUUAACCGUUCCUCGAGUGGUGAAAGUCAAGGGAAAGGCUCUGCUUCGUCAGGGGGAGGCUCCCCGAGCAGCUCCCAGGCAAGUGCAGGGGGAAACGGGGGCAGUAACGGAGGGGGCAACGGGAACAAUGGGAAUGGGUCAAAGGCUGCAGCAGGGGACAAAGCACCAACUUCUCAAGAGUCCCAGCUCAAUGCUAUGAAACGUCUUCAACUGGUAAAGAAGAAAGCGGCGCAAAAGAAACUGAAGAAAUGAGUAGCGAUGGAAACAAAUGGUAUAGAGGAGAAGAAGAUCUGAGGGAGUAGAAAAUAAACCUGUCAAAAGUGUGAAUUUGGUGACAACAUUGUUUUACAGUCAAAUACUUGAAUCUUACUUUGUGUAAAUGCUGCUGGACUAUGUGUCGUUCUGCUCUAACAAAUAUAAACAUUGCAAAAGUGACUGUCGUUUUUUAAUCAACAAAUGUUAUUAAAUAAUCCUCCUCUUAUAAA